Molecule: messenger RNA, 1165 nt
Organism: Salarias fasciatus (jewelled blenny)
Lineage: Eukaryota; Metazoa; Chordata; Actinopteri; Blenniiformes; Blenniidae
Product: THO complex subunit 4-like
Exons: 6
Coding region: 92-844 (250 amino acids)
Biological process (GO): mRNA export from nucleus
Cellular component (GO): nucleus
Molecular function (GO): mRNA binding
Source: RefSeq, a predicted model, not a curated record
GAGGGCCGCGUGCUGACCCGGAAGUCCCCGGAGCCCGCCGCUCUCUGCCAGCUCCUCUUUGUCCGUCCAGCCCGCCGGAGUCCCCCGCACCAUGGCCGAUAAGAUGAGCAUGUCCCUGGACGACAUCAUCAAGAUGAACCGGAGAGGCGGAGGAGGAGGCCGGAGGAGCGGGGCCGGCCCGGGUCGAACCGGCGGCUCGUCCAGGCCGGACCGGGGGCGGCAGAGCAACUUCAGCCGGGACAGAAACAACAGGUCCUCCCCGUACACACGGCCCAGAGAGCUGCCGGACAAAUGGCAGCACGACAUGUUCGAGGACGACGGCGGCGCCGUGGAGUCCAGACCGCUGAGGACUGGAGGAGGAGGAGGAGGAGGAGGAGGCAGCGGCAAGCUGCUGGUGUCCAAUCUGGACUUCGGUGUUUCAGAUUCAGACAUCAAGGAGCUGUUUGCAGAGUUCGGGCCGUUGAAGAAGGCCUGUGUGCACUACGACCGCUCCGGGCGCAGCAUCGGCACCGCAGACGUCCACUUCGAGGACCGGGCCGACGCCCUGAGGGCCCUGAAGCAGUACAACGGCGUCCCGCUGGACGGUCGCGCAAUGGAAAUCCAGCAGGUGUCUUCAGAUGAUUCAUGGAGCAGAGGGACCACACAGAGAGGCUUCGACAGGAGCCGGCUCGGUCAGCCGGCGUUUGAGAGGCGGCGAGGCGGAGGAGGAGGCGGCGGUGGCGGCGGCGGGGGCAGAGGAGGGUUCAGAGGUCGAGGGCGGGGGGGCGGAAACAGGCCCACCCUGUCUGCAGAGGAGCUGGACGCCCAGCUGGAUGCCUACAACGCCAAGAUGGACACCAGUUAGCUUCCUGCUGGACUCCUGGAGCUCUGAAGCCAUCUCCCCUCCCGGACCACUCUCUCUUUUUAGGAUUCCUCUUUUCAGUAGCCAUGUCUUGUUUUUUUAGGGAAACGAGUUGAUUUUUUCCCCCUCGUUUCGUGGAUAGACAGUCGCCUUAAUCCUGCAGCUGGUUAGAUUUUAUUUAACUGUGUAAACAUGACUCGGUUCCAGGCGGAUUAAUGUGAAUCUGCUCCGCCACUUCUUUACUGGACAUGUUGAAAAGUUUUUGUACAUAAACACAUUUAAUGGAAACCUCUUUACAGUCGUUCUCAUUAUUCUGUCGGCCUG